GACUGUACGCUCAAGUGACUCUAUAAAAUUAUCCAAAUGCAAAUAGUGCAACCGCCCUAAACAAAAUGAUAAAGAAAGUGAAAAUCGUUUCAGGUUUCACCGUAUUGAUUUCGUGUUGCUUGUUUUGCCAGCCGGAAACUAUUAAAAUUGGGGCUAUUUUCGACGCCGACAACCACAUCAACGUGAAGGCAUUUCAUCUGGCUAUCCACGAAAUCAAUCAAAAAUUCAUCAUCGAUCGACUUUUGGAAGGACUGGUUGAAAAGGUACCCCCGAACGACCCUUUCAAGGCCCUUCUGGCUACUUGCAACCUCAUCAGCGAGGGGGUGGUUGCCAUCCUGGGACCAUCCACCCACCAAAACGCCCACAUGGUCCAAACGGUGUGCGACGACAAAGACAUCCCGCUUUUGGACGUGCGAUGGGUGGAUUAUCGCCCAAGUCCCAUGAUCAACUUCUACCCUCACCCAAACGUGCUAACCCAAGUCUACGUGGACAUCCUCAACGCGUGGAACUACGAAGACUUCGUCAUUCUCUACGAAAACGACGACAGUCUGAAAAGGGUUGGGGAGUUGUUGAAGUUUUACGACAGCAAAGGGCACCAGAUGCUCGUCCGCCAACUGGAUAAGUACCACAAUGGAAACUACAGACCAACUUUAAAAGAAGUGUGGCGGUACGGAGCCACGCACUUCGUCCUAGACUGUUCCACCGACAUUCUCGAGGAAGUUCUUCUACAAGCCCAACAAGUGGGUUUGAUGACAAACCAACAGUUCUACGUCAUCACGAACUUUGACUUCCACACACUCAAUUUAACACCUUUUCAGUACGCCGAAACGAAUAUAACAGGAAUGCGUUUCAUCGACCCCAACACUGACGAAAUUAGAAAAUUGGCUGUGGAGCUUUACGGAAAAGAAACUUUCGAGUUGUUGACGGCUUGGAAACUUCAGCUUGAAACGACGUUGAUUGUCGACGCUUUGAUGAUGUUUGGGGAGGCUUUGAGUGGGCUGCCGAAAAAUUUUUCCACGCCUGUGGUGGAUUGCACGACCGACGAAACCUGGAUGUAUGGAACGACUUUGACUAAUUUGAUCAAAGGGAUGAAGUAUCCAGGUUUUACGGGACUCAUCCAGUUUGACACCAAAGGGUUUAGAUCAGCUUUUGCUCUCGAAAUCUAUGAAUUAAAAGAAGGAGGAACCACGAGAGUAGCAAAUUGGAGCUACUCUGAAGGUUUGAAUCUGAGCAGGUUUUACCCGCCGGAACCACCAACAACUGAGGGAAGCCUGGUUAAUAAAACCUUCAUGGUGAUCACCUGUUUGACAGAGCCUUAUGGAAUGAGAAAAGAGUCAUCCGUGCCGCUGUAUGGUAACGACAGGUAUGAAGGUUUCGGUAUUGAUCUUAUAGCGGAACUGUCGAAACGGUUAGGCUUCAACUAUACUUUCAUAAUUCGGGAGGAUAAAAAAAAUGGUGACUACGACGAAACGAGUGGGGAAUGGACUGGGAUGAUCGGGGACGUUAUCUCCAAGAAAGCCGAUCUAGCAAUUGCCGAUUUGACUAUAACUUCAGAACGAGAAUCAGCUGUGGAUUUUACCACCACGUUCAUGAACCUCGGGAUUAGUAUUUUGUACCAGAAACCUAAACGGGCUGCACCUAGUUUUUUCUCUUUCGCUGACCCUUUCGCCCUUGACGUUUGGAAACUCCUAGCGGCUGCUUUUUUCGGACUGUCUAUCGCUUUGUUCAUUUUGGGCCGUUUUUCCCCGAGCGAGUGGCAAAACCCUUACCCUUGUGUCGACGAACCCGAAUACCUGGUGAACCAACUCAGCCUGAGAAACUGCUUCUGGUUCAUGGCUGGAAGCUUGAUGCAACAAGGAUCAGAAAUUGCCCCAAUUGCAAUGUCUACCAGAAUGUUGGCUGGAAUUUGGUGGUUCUUCACUCUAAUCAUGGUAUCGUCAUACACGGCCAACUUAGCUGCGUUCCUCACAACUGAGAACCCAGACAAACCUUUCAACGACGUCUUCGAACUAGUGCACGUCGCCGACAAAAAAGGGAUCAAAUUUGGUGCCAAAAUCAACGGUUCGACGGAAAAAUUUUUCCGUGACUCGAAACACAUCGACGAGUAUCAAAGAAUCUACCACUAUAUGAAAGAGCACGCUGAGGAGGUCAUGGUCACGGAUAACAAUUUGGGGGCGGCUAAAGCCGAACGCGACAACUAUGCUUUCUUCAUGGAAACGACAUCCAUAGAGUAUGAAACUCAAAGACGCUGCGGCUUGACGUCAGUUGGAGAUAACCUAGACGAGAAAGGGUACGCAAUUGCCAUGAGAAAAAAUUCGUCCUAUAGGUGGGCCUUGAGUACCACCAUUCUGAAACUGCAGGAAGAUGGGGUCAUGGCCAAGAUUAAGAGAAAGUGGUGGGAGGAACGACGAGGGGGUGGACAAUGUCCUGACGAAGACGAGAAAUCCAUUGAAGGUACUUCGUUAAACUUGAAGAACGUUGGCGGGGUGUUUUGGGUCACAAUAAUAGGGACGUUGUUGUCGCUGGUCGUGGUCUUCGCAGAACUAUGUCUUCAUAUUUUCAAACGAUCGAUCAUCACCAAGCAACCCUUCAAACUGCUACUACUCGACGAGUUGAGCUUCUACUUCACCACGUCGGCGAUGAUCAAACCCGUUCUUUACAACAAUUCGGAACAAGAAUCCUACGAGUUUAAUUAA
Messenger RNA from Zophobas morio, 2696 nucleotides. RefSeq names its product glutamate receptor ionotropic, kainate 2-like. Gene Ontology annotation, biological process: modulation of chemical synaptic transmission; synaptic transmission, glutamatergic; monoatomic ion transport. The coding region runs from base 66 to 2696 and encodes 876 amino acids. Gene Ontology annotation, molecular function: glutamate receptor activity; transmitter-gated monoatomic ion channel activity involved in regulation of postsynaptic membrane potential. Gene Ontology annotation, cellular component: postsynaptic density membrane; plasma membrane. Lineage: Eukaryota; Metazoa; Arthropoda; Insecta; Coleoptera; Tenebrionidae. The record is from RefSeq and is a predicted model, not a curated record. The transcript is spliced from 9 exons.